This is a messenger RNA of Paraglomus occultum, 340 nucleotides long. NCBI's taxonomy places the organism in Eukaryota, Fungi, Glomeromycota, Glomeromycetes, Paraglomerales, Paraglomeraceae. The record is from the annotation of a GenBank genome assembly.
AUGCCCAGACGCCAGGGAGGUAUUAGAUUUGCUUCGAAGGUGUCCCUUACAUAUCCCCGAAGUGCGAGAAGAUCUGGAAGAACUCUUGUUGAAGAUGGUGGCCCUGUGUAUGUAUCUCGCACUAUUCCGACCGAUUGGAAAGGAGAUUAUGUCGUUAAUCUUGCGGCUGACGAUGAAGACGAUUCGAUACGCUACACGUUGCGGAAAGGUUCAACUCGUUCAAGUCGAAAAACCGUAGUUAAGGACGGAGACUAUAUGGUGUCCGAUGCCUGGCCUUUAUACAUACUUGUAAUAGCCAAGUCAACUCAAAUAGGCCUGCAUGGUUGUGUGCAUGAUCAAA